This is a messenger RNA of Conger conger (European conger), 389 nucleotides long. RefSeq names its product MORN repeat-containing protein 1-like. NCBI's taxonomy places the organism in Eukaryota, Metazoa, Chordata, Actinopteri, Anguilliformes, Congridae. Bases 6 to 389 code for a protein of 127 amino acids. The record is from RefSeq and is a predicted model, not a curated record. The transcript has 4 exons.
ACCUGAUGUUGGCCCCGCCCCCUCCUGACUACAAGCCGUACUUGGUGAUGGACGAACUGGAGAAGCAAAAAGCUGCCAAGAAGCCAGUUGGCAAGGGUCCUGCGGAGAAGCUCCCAUUGUCCCAGGAGAGGAGCGCCGACAGCAGGACAGGAGUGGCAUCCCGUGCCGGACCGACGGUGAGGAAAGAUUCGGCAGACAGCAGGAGCGUGAGAACAGGUGAAUACGUCAUCAUGGUGAAAGAGGUGACGGACCCGCCCUUUUUGGGCCACACCCUGCCCCCUGCCUUCGCCCUGCUCAGAGUGGUCCCCGCCAGGCUGAAGAGGAGGGCGAGCCGUGCUGAGAUCCCGGGGGUAAAGAGCAGGUCGGCGCUGGGAGAGCUGUUGGAGUGA